Molecule: messenger RNA, 3062 nt
Organism: Dunckerocampus dactyliophorus (ringed pipefish)
Lineage: Eukaryota; Metazoa; Chordata; Actinopteri; Syngnathiformes; Syngnathidae
Exons: 5
Coding region: 108-596 (162 amino acids)
Source: RefSeq, a predicted model, not a curated record
CCCAGAGCAGCCCUUUUAAGCCUUCCGAUCAGUUCGAUCGGACAGACGGAUCCCACACAGCGGAGCUCACAGCACACUCUGGCCUCCGACGUCGACCUGUUUCCACCAUGGACCUGAAAUUCUUGUUCACAGCUUCAUUUGUUAUUUUUGGAGCAGCGCUCAGCAUCUCGUUGGCAGACAACACAUCGCAGUGCAAAAUCAAGUGGUUGUUUGGCAUCCCGUGUGACAACAUCUACGGAAAGCUGGUGAACCAGAUCAAGGCCUGGCAGAUUGGACAACGCUGCCUGAACGCAGGAGAGACGUGCUCAUACGAACUGGUGUCAACUUCUCCCUACCUGAUAAAAGCCACGCACACGUCUCCGAAAACGAAGAACGUCAACGACCUUCAGUUUCUUCUGGAGCAGUCAACUGUUUGCAGAGUGACUGGCAAUGCAACGUCUGGGCCCUCUAAAGAUCCAGCAGAUACCAACACCAACUUCUGCAGCCUCCAAAACCUGAUGGACGGAAGCAACCUGAUUGAAGCGGAGGGAUACAAACGCUUCACCAACAAAUGGAUCUGUGCUGGCUUUGAGGAUGCCAACUGCACCUUGUCAUAAACACGAUAUCCUUGCAUAAAAACGGGAGGAGCUCUGAAAACAUAACUUUUACUUGCGGUGUAUGUAAGAUGACAAAGUUCAUGUUGUAUUGUUGUACUUGUAUUACAACGCAAUCAGUGUGAUGAUUAAAGGAACAGUGCGGAUUGCCAUCAGUAGUGCAGUGCAUCAACGAUGACUUUCCCUUCACUUCAUUCCGUGAGCCGAGUUCUGGGCGGUUUUUGGUGUGAAGUAGUUCUGGCUACUUGGUGGGGUCACUUAACUAAAGCGUUUUGCUUCUCUAAACAAUAUGCGUCAUAAUUCCUUCGUCACACACGUCAUCAGUCUCUCUCUGUCUUUCUGCUUGCUCUCCGUGCCCUCCUCUUCAUCUGGCCGUAGUCCCAGCCUUUCGAAACCUGUUGAAGAUGGUGUUUUUCUUCUGCUCCAUGCUGUGAGGACCCACCGACAGACUUGUGAAAAAGUUGCACAGUUCCUUCUCGCUUUAACUCGAAGGCGGCAUCAUAUGCAUUUCCUUGUGUGUUUUCGAAGUUCAAAGUUUUAAAGAAAAUUUGGAGAAAAAAGUAGCGGCUUGUGCACCGGAAAUUACAGUAUUCAUUUAAAACAAAUUAUAAUAUAAUUACUGAAAUGACGCUUUUAAGAAGACAAUGGAAUGACCGUAACAUGCAAUGGAUGUUCUUAAAGGUCCCCUACUAUAUAUAGUAUAGUAAGUAUACUGAUGUUCAUGAAUAUGCAUUGUCCCUAAUAAAUAAAUACAUAAUAAAAUGGGGUAGCAGAGGUAUUUCAUCAGUGCUGAUCACCCCAUCCUCAGCCAAGCGGUUCCUCCUGGAACAUGGUCUGUUAUGAGUCUCCUUGAUGCUUUCAGACGAGGUCAGGUACAGCACUUACCUCGACCUCACUGCUCAAGUGCGCUCUCAGGACAAGGGCCAGCAACCCCUGUGCCGACAAUCAACUUGCUAGAAAACCUAAACUCAGGAGAACGGUACGUGUGACUGGAUGGCUCAUUGUGUUCUAGGUUAAUCACUAAGCUUACUAGAGCACUUGUGAUUUAUGAGCUGGCUGGACUCGAUCCUUCAACUGCCGGAGAACAGCACAGUAAGACCUGGUUCUGGUAGGGCGUAGUUCUCCACAUGGGUUUCCAGCUAUGCGUACUACCGUAUUUCUGAGCAGCAGCCUAAUUUGGACUCUCAUAAGCAGGGACACCUGAAUUAGCUAUUGUUUGCUUUUGCACGAUAUACUGUAUAUAUAUAUAUAUGAAAAAAAAGGUAAUUGUGUUUGCGUAGUAGGGGACCUUUGGUUAACCCAUUGACUGCCAGCCAUGUUCAGAGCGGAGAGCUCCAUGCUGAGUUUUGGGGCAUUUUUGCUGAACUUUCAAGACCCACAUUGAGUUUUACGACUACAUAAAGAUUGAAACUAUCUAAAGAAACCUUAGACUCUCUUCCUUCAUCAGAAAAAAAAGUUUGUUUGUAGCCUUUCUGGGUCUUUAGAUAUCGGCGGUAGAACAUAGGGUAGUUUCAGCAAAAACACCUGAUUUGGACCAAAAAACAGAGAAAGCGAGCUUUUUCUGCAGAGAAGCAAAUUCAGGCAGAGUGACGGUGGGGUCUGCUGGAUGUGGGGUUGAAUCCCUGCUGCUGACCGAUCCAGACGGCAGCCGCUCGUCAGAAGAAUCAGGGUCGGGUUCUGAGUCACCCGACUCUGAACUUCUUCCGGUGUCAGGCUCCGGUGUUGCUCCGCCACACGGCUCAGCAACGCUAACCACUAGCUUGUUGCUUCGGAUGCCAUUGUCAACUUCAUUUGUGUCUACGUCACCUACAUCAACCAUGUCACCUCCAUCUUUCGCGAUCGCGUCACUACUAAAGGCAGAUCCGCCGCCAGACAAGCUCUGUGACAGUGUUAGCUGCCUGUAUUUUUUGCACGUGUUUCGCCAUUUUCCUCUCUCAACCCACAACCCGUCUUCUUCAUAGACAAUCUGUUGCUGCCAGGUGGAGGAAAAGAGAACUGUUGCCCCCUACUGGGACAGAAAUACAUUGCCUACAAGUCAGAAAUUCACACACAAGAUGAAUAAGACUGUAGCUCCCGUGAAAAAACGCAAAAGACGUCAAUAGACUGACUGUCAUGUUGCCAAAUGUACUAUAUGUUGGUUUACAAUAAAACACAUCCAAAGUACGGCCUGGGGGCCAUUUCUGGCCGUGGCUGUUUUUUUAUUGGCCCACAGUACAUUCCAAAAAUAUAAUUUAACAAGAAAACUAAAAAAAGAAAAAAAAUUUAAUAAAAACAGCAAAAAUUGAGAAUAAAGUUAAAAUAUGAAAAGAAAAAGCGGUAAUUUUACAAGAAUAACGUAAUAUGAGGAAAAAUAACUUUUUGUAACAUAAAAGUAAAAUAUUAAAUAAGAAAAACAUUAUUUUUUUUUAAGUAGUAAUAUGCGAAACUAUUGGAAAAUUAUUUGAAAAUUAUGUUGGGGGGGUAAAGUUA